Molecule: messenger RNA, 1424 nt
Organism: Oldenlandia corymbosa var. corymbosa
Lineage: Eukaryota; Viridiplantae; Streptophyta; Magnoliopsida; Gentianales; Rubiaceae
Source: the annotation of a GenBank genome assembly
UAAUUAUGCUAAUUAACUAUUUUACUCUCUUUAUUUUAAAAUAAUUAAUUUGUAUAAAAAAAUAUAUAUCAAAAAUAAAAAUUUAAAUUGGACGAGUAUUUUGCCACGGAUGGAAUAUAUAUCAUAGUCAGAUUUGGUAUUGAUUUCUAUGGGGGCAAAUGGACAGAUUUAGACUUUCAGUAAUCCUAGCUAGGUGGCUAGGCUGCAACGUACUAUAUAUAUCUCAUAAUAUUUUCUCAAUCCGUUGCUUGUGCAUGCUAAAAUUAUACUCACAAGCCAAAUUUUUGAAGAUGCAGACUUCAACAUUUACACCAUCGAUUCUCCUUCCCGUUUCCCUCCUCUUCCUCCUCUUUUUCUCACUUCCAUCUCCAUCUUUCGCCGCCGGCAAAAAAUGCCAUCCCCAAGACAGAGAUGCCCUUUUACAGAUCAAACAAGCACUCAACAAACCUGAGUCCUUAAGCCCAUGGGAUACAACCACCGAUUGUUGUUCUUGGCCGGUUGUUGAUGAGUUCGACGACCGUGGCCGUGUCAUUUUUUGGAAUUGGCUUCAAGGAAAUCUCCGGCCAAAUCUCCCAGGCUUUCGGCAACCUCCAAGAUCUCCAAAAAAUCUACAUAGUAGAAGCUUCAAACCUCACGGGAACAAUCCCUUCCACCAUCACCCGCCUAAAUCGUCUAAAUUUCAUCCACCUAUCCGGAAACAAACUCUCCGGCCCUAUUCCGGAAUUCCUCGGAAGCCUCAAGGGUUUAACAUUAUUAGACCUAUCAAACAAUCUCUUCAGCGAUUCGAUCCCGAGUUCCCUUUCUAAACUUCCGAAAAUCAGCAUCCUUAACUUGGAAGGCGACCGGCUCACCGGACCGAUCCCGGAAUCCUUCGGGUAUUUCACAGGAGAAACUCCAGCACUUUUCCUAUCCAACAAUUUCCUCAGCGGCCCUGUUCCUGAGUCCUUAGGCUCCUCCAACUUCUCCUACCGGAUUAACUUGUCGUUCAACGAUCUCUCCGGCGACCCUUCGUUUCUGUUCGGGAAAACUAAGACGGUUAACUAUAUUGAGCUGAGUUCUAACUCGUUUCAGUUCGAUCUUUCCAAGGUGGUGUUUCCAGAAAACUUGACGAAUUUGGUACUGGAUCAUAACAAAAUCUAUGGGAGUCCUCCGAAAGGGUUGACUAGAUUGAAAUUAGAUCAAUUUGAUGUGAGUUAUAACAAACUUUGUGGGCAGAUUCCUUAAGGCGGCAGGCUUCAAAGCUUCGGCUCAUCGGCCUAUAGCCAUAAUAAAUGCUUGUGUGGUGCUCCCCUCCCUCCCUGCAACUAAUUAUGUAUCAUUUGGAAACUUGGGAACCUUACGUGGAAUAACUUUAUCAAAAUAAUUUUACAUAAAUUUCCAUACUAUGUAACAUUGUACCACAUGUUUGUGUAAUAAAAUCCGCC